Molecule: messenger RNA, 1329 nt
Organism: Haliotis rufescens (red abalone)
Lineage: Eukaryota; Metazoa; Mollusca; Gastropoda; Lepetellida; Haliotidae
Product: glutamate receptor ionotropic, kainate 4-like
Exons: 7
Coding region: 1-1194 (397 amino acids)
Cellular component (GO): membrane
Molecular function (GO): glutamate-gated receptor activity
Source: RefSeq, a predicted model, not a curated record
AUGGAGUGGAGACAGUUCAUCAUAAAGUCAGAGAGUAACGGGUCAACCAUCUACAAAGGCCACUGUAUAGACCUGCUGGACAUAAUGGCCUACCUGCUUAAUUUCACAUACGUCUUAGUGGAACCUCCUGACCGACGCUGGGGUGUUGAGAUCGACGGCCACUGGGACGGUAUCGUACGUCAACUCAUCGACAGGGUAGUGGAUUUUACGGUUGCUCCCUUGGCGAUGUCCUCAGAACGGCAGCGCGUGAUCGACUUCCUAUCCACGCCUAUCUCAUAUGAGUAUUCUGACGUAGCGUUCAGACGGCUCGACCAGACCAUGUCAAAAUGGCGUCUCUUACUGGACUUGUUUCACCCCAAGGUCUACUUAUGCCUGGCGGUAGCUCUAGUCACAGUGAGCUCUAUCUUGGCCUACAUCGUGCACCGGACUGAAGGAAGAACACAUGGUUUUGUGAUGUCUUUUGCUGUUUCAUUGUGGCAUAUGUACGCAUGUAUGUGUCAGAGAGGUGGACUUAUUCCUCGAACGGGGUCCGGGCGGAUGUUGGUCUCAUCGUGGUGUUUGUUCUCUGUGAUCAUGGCGUCAAUCUUCAGCGGUAAACUCAUAGCUACUCUUGCUGUCCCUAAAACGCCUACUCCCUUCCAUUCCCUCACAGAGUUGUUGGACAGUGAGCAGUACACGUUGGGGAUCGUUGGGGGAGAAGCCCAUCAGCAGUUUAUAUCGGAAUCCACAGAUGAUGUCCUCUUGAGGUUGUGGCACACGAUCAUGAAGCACAACAAGACCGACCCUUCAGUAACAAGUAGUAACGUUUCCAAACACAUGGAUCGGGUGUUACUCGGCGAGUAUGCCUUGGUUUACACUCGGUAUAAAGAGGAGACGCCGUGGAGCUGUGACGUGGACUUCCUAGGACAAAAGAUAGCGGUCUUCACUGCAAGUCUGGCCAUGCCGAAAAACUCCCCGAUUGCUUCAGAUUUUAAUAAGUUGUUAAUGAUUCUAACAGACCGAGGCAUUAUACAGAAGCUAGAGGAUAAAUGGUUGUCGGCAAGUAGCACAUGUGCCUCAACAACGUCACGCACUCGGCCAGUCACGGAACAGGACCUUCAGAGCGCUUUCUAUACCCUCAUAGUAGGCAUCGUAUCAGCCUUUGUUGUGCUGGGCAUAGAACUAUUGUAUGUACGUAUUGUCAAGGCUUCCUAGAGCUCAUUCAUCAACCAACCCAUGCUUGUGUACGGAACAUUUCCACAGGGACUCUUGACGAUUUGAAUGCGUGUGUGUGUAUUUUCAUAUAUUUUCGAUCAUUACGAAAGUAAAGGCUUUUGUUGUUUCUGCACA